AUGCUGGUUAUAUCGUAUGAGACCUUCCGACUGUACGCAGACAUCCUGUGCAAGAAGGAAGUGGGUAUGGUCAUCUGCGAUGAGGGCCACCGACUGAAGAAUUCGCAAAGUCAAACAUACGAGGCUCUACACGCACUGAAAACCAAGAAGCGCAUUAUCGUCUCAGGAACACCGAUACAAAAUGAUUUAACCGAAUACUUCAGCUUGUUAGACUUCGUCAACCCUGGCAUAUUAGGUACUUCGUGA
Molecule: messenger RNA, 246 nt
Organism: Sphaeroforma arctica JP610
Lineage: Eukaryota; Ichthyosporea; Ichthyophonida
Exons: 2
Coding region: 1-246 (81 amino acids)
Biological process (GO): double-strand break repair via synthesis-dependent strand annealing; reciprocal meiotic recombination
Cellular component (GO): nucleus
Molecular function (GO): ATP-dependent chromatin remodeler activity; DNA translocase activity; ATP binding
Source: RefSeq, a predicted model, not a curated record